AUGGGAUUUGGUUAUGACCGUGUUAGAGAUGAUUAUAAAGUGAUUCGGAAUGCAAUGGAAUGGAUUCGAUGUGGCAUAGAAGAUACUGAAUCAAAUGAAUCCAUAUGGGAACUGUAUAGCCUAAGAACGGACUCUUGGAGGAAACUUGAUGUAGAUAUUCCUCUUGGUUCUGUUACUUUGGGUGCCACAUUGCACACAAAUGGAGUGUGUCAUUGGUGGAAUAGAGAUGAAGAUUGUUUGGUCUCAUUUGACUUGAGUUGUGAGGUGUUCUACAAAACACCUUUACCAUUACAAGUGGAUGGUAAUUUCUAUUGUGAAUCUAAAGAUAAACGAUUUAUGACAUUAAAUGGGUACGUUGCUUUUAUUACAACUUAUGCUACGAAUUAUGGAAGUAUAACAUCUACUCUUUACAUAUCAAUUUUGGGUGAAUAUGGUAUGAAGGAGUCGUGGACUAAACUCUUCAUUGUUGAGUCAUUACCUAGUUAUAUUGAUCGUCCUAUUGGAGCAGGAAACAAAGGUGAAAUAUUUUUUAGAACAAAAUACAAAGAACUAGUUCAGUUUGAUUUGAAUACCCAGAAGAUAGAGAAGCUUCUUAUUAAUGAUCUUUUACAUACUUUUCAAAUACUCCUUUAUAAGAAAAUCUUUCUUUUUAUCAAGGACUAA
Messenger RNA from Lathyrus oleraceus (garden pea), 663 nucleotides. RefSeq names its product F-box/kelch-repeat protein At3g06240. The transcript has a single exon. NCBI's taxonomy places the organism in Eukaryota, Viridiplantae, Streptophyta, Magnoliopsida, Fabales, Fabaceae. The coding region runs from base 1 to 663 and encodes 220 amino acids. The record is from RefSeq and is a predicted model, not a curated record.